CGACCCACCGACCCACCGACCCACCGACCCACCCUCUGGGUCACCUCAAGCCCUGAAUCCACCCGAACAAGAACAAGUACAAGAACAACAAUCUGAAGAGGACGAGGAAGAAGCGAAGCUCAUCUCACCAACCAACCAACCAACCAACCAUCUAUUCAUCCAUCGGAUUAGUCCUAGAUCAGGGACACCUGGGCGCUCCUCCCACCCGCCUGUGACCUCUAGACCCUUGGUGGGUCGACUCGGUUGAGCGACUGAGCGAGUGUGCCGACCGUGGGACCGUGAAAUAUUGAUGAACACGGCUCCGGAUGCCAAAUCGUGCCCACUCUCUGUUCCAGCCAUGUCCGAUCUCUAGUAGUGGCAGUGAGAUGCUUCGGGCCCCAACUGCCUAAAAACGAGCAAGGCCGCCGCCUUCAGUGCUUGGGGCCCGUGAUCGGGUCCCUAGUCGCGUCCCUGGUCGCUCUGGCAGAACCCCGCCAGAGAAUUCCAAACUUCAAAGAGGGGCCCAACCCACUUGGUAUGACUGGAUGUUUCAACCAACUCCUCAUUUCUCUGGGCUGCUUAAUGUCCGUUGGUCCUCCUUCGAGAUAUCACGUCCUUCGGGCCCCAGGCCACACCCUGCGUGGGCGGAUCUGCCUUUCCAGCAUCUGAUUGGCAUUCAAGAAUGACUAGGGCGCCCUCUUGGCCCAAGAGUGUGUCUUGUGUGGACAUUUGUUGAAUGGGCCAAAAAACAUUGAAAGACCGGAAGCUUUAAUUGAUUCUGAAUGGGAACAAACGAAUGCUGGUGCAUGCGUAGUGCUUACGUACAAACUGGCUGAUCUUUUGUGUCAGACGAUCGAUUUCAAUGAUAUGUUGAUUGGGCUUUGCGAGCUUUGAACUCCCUCUCUUCAAGUUCAUUAUGCCGCUACCCGAGAGGCUCAUUGAGCCGGUGAGCGUGUCCCGCGGUACCCUUCAAUAUCCCGUGCCUGAUGAAUUAGAAGGCGUAACCAAUGGCACUUUGGCUAAUAUCAUUCGUCAGCUCUCGUCGGUGUCGCGUCACGCCGAGGAAAUGUUUGGGAAUCUCUUUUACGAAGCCGAAGCCAUCGCCCAACGCAGUUCGCACGUACAGGCCCGCAUCGAUCGCUUGGCCGUGAAAGUCACUCAAUUAGAUUCCACAGUUGAAGAAGUAUCCUUGCAAGACAUUCAUCAAAAGCGAGCCUUCCGAUCGUCACAAACCUUCGAUCAGCAGGUCGUGUCGCGUGAAACAAUGCCCAAGGCUAUGUUGGAAGCUUAUUUGGCGUGUGAUAAGCCACCCCCCUUGGACAAUCUUAACCCGUAUCGGGAUGAUGGAAAAGAUGGACUGAAGUUCUACACCGACCCCAAUUAUUUCUUUGAACUGUGGCGCCAAGAGAUGCUUAAAGACACGGAAAGAGUGAUGCACGAUAAAGGCCGCAAGUGGUAUACCAUGGUGGUGACCAAGACACAAGAUAUGGUUCACGGCCAAGGAAAAGGUCAUCAUGUUCAUGGAAAUGGGACUUCGAGUGGGGAAAAGCAUGAGAGAAAUAAGAAAAAGAUUCGGAAUCCUAGCAAUACCGCCGAAAAGCAACGUCAAAAAGCCAUGAAUCGUGGUGAAUAUAUAGUCGCUCAGAGCGACUACAACCCCAACAAUCCGAUGAGGAACAGUCAAGGGGGACCAACUUACUUUAAUGGCGAUCAAAUGCACCAGCCGCAUCAAAUGAACGGAGGAGGGAUCUAUCCCGGAAUGCCAGAAUAUGCCAUGAACUCGCAAUCAUCGAUUCAUCAUCGGCCAAAUAACAUCGAUCUUCAUGAACCCAACUUUCCCCUGUAUUCUAGUGGACCUGCCCCCGGUGGAUAUCAAGGCUAUAAUCCCACCCAGGAACCCAUCUAUACGCCUCGUAUCUUGAGGAACGAUAACAAUAGCAUGCCCCCAAUUCACAACACAUCAGUUGUUGCUCCUGCUAGCACCACCUCCAACCAAUCUCAUUCUAGUCGACCUAUAAACUUUGAGCCCGUGAAUGCCCUGGACGUCAACCGGCGAGAUUUAUCCUCGGUGACUAUGGGGUCCGGCACUUCGUCGUAUCAAAGUGGAUUCAUGGAUCCACAGGCAGCGAUGACCCUCUCUCCUCAAGGAACGCCCACCCGCAGGCCCAAUCAACCCCCACCGGCUCCACCCCCAACAACCACUGACUCGUUCGCCGGGGGUGUGCCUCAACAGCUGCGUGAAAAUUUGAACAGCAGUCUUCCGCCUCCGCCCAUGAUGAUGUCUCAGAUUCAAAAUGGCAAUGGCCUUAUGGAUUUGUCGUCGUCGUCAGGUCAGGGUGAUGUGGAUUUUCUCCCACCCCCUCCUCCUGUGCCAAAGCAAGAAAACUUCCAUCAGGAAUUGGUGGGUGCAAUUCCGCCAGCUUUAGCUGGUAUGAAAUCUCAACUCGAUAGUGCCCCGUCGCCACCCCCUCCACCUGUAUCAGCAACUUCGUCAAGGAAUACGGAUGUAACAACUGCGGGGAAAGGUACGUCAGAUUCGGGGAUAGCCGUCACGAACAACGGUGGGACUUUACCGACGGGUGCACCACCUCCACCGCCUCCGCCCCCACCUGCCCCUGGUCUGAUCUUAAACAAUGGUUCAACCAAGAAUUUAGACAUCAAAAAGAUAUCACCCGGCAAUGUGAAUGGUUCCCCAUCAUUGACCGACAACGGCGGCACACAAGGCAGUGUCAAUUCGUCCCCCAAAAAGCCCAUGAUGCCCGCGCAGCCUGACAUUCGUUCCGAUCUUUUAAAAGCCAUCCGAGAUGGCAUUGCUCUACGUCGUGUGGAACAAGUUGGCAAAGAAGAGGAACAAAGCAAUGGCAAAGAAGGUGGAACUGCAGACGUAGCCUCGAUCCUGGCCCGCCGAGUGGCCGUCGAAAUGUCGGAUAGUGACGAUGCUGGUGCACCCACUGAUUCGGAAUAUGACUCCGACGAUUGGGGCGACGAAAGCACAGCCUGACGAAAAUCCGCGGGGGAUGAUCAUGUCACCACGACCAGCAACUAUUACAACAACUUUAAUAACUUCAAGGACGGCGAUCAAACUCAAGCCAAAUCUGUCCUGGCCUCUAUGAGUAAUCCUUACUUCUUUAAAUCCCAAGAAUCCCUGGCAACUGUCAUUGACAUAGAUGAGGAUGAAUCUAAUUCCCCUGCGAUUCCAAAUCAAGAUAACCUUAAAGAAGGGUCGGACAAUGGCUCCACCGAACGACAGGGUGAUGAUGCUGUCUCUGAGACCCCCGAAAUCAAAGAUCAAUGAGAGUAGCCUUCUGACGGCACUCACGCAAGCUUGGUCUUGGGCUAGAACCCCGAGAGAAAACUCAAUUUGCAAUCAGCUUCAUUGAACCAAGCCAAGAAAUUUAAUGCGCUUGUACCAUCCAUCUUCCUUCCUUGAGAAUGAGCUUGUGGGACGGAUGCGAUAAUGGAUGCCCCUGAGUAUGCUAUUUACUGCUGCUACGUUAACUCUAGAGUGAGUGUGAAUCCGGAAAGCCUCAUAGCAAUUCUGCCAAUACUAACCAAUGUCCUUAUGUCACGUUCAAGACGAAAAUGCAUCUCUUUCUUCCUUA
This is a messenger RNA of Tigriopus californicus, 3581 nucleotides long. It is a transcript of the gene SCAR, whose product is annotated as actin-binding protein WASF2-like. The transcript is spliced from 7 exons. Gene Ontology annotation, molecular function: Arp2/3 complex binding; protein kinase A regulatory subunit binding; actin binding. Gene Ontology annotation, cellular component: cytoskeleton. Bases 896 to 2980 code for a protein of 694 amino acids. The record is from RefSeq and is a predicted model, not a curated record. Lineage: Eukaryota; Metazoa; Arthropoda; Copepoda; Harpacticoida; Harpacticidae. Gene Ontology annotation, biological process: actin cytoskeleton organization; positive regulation of Arp2/3 complex-mediated actin nucleation.